Messenger RNA from Malania oleifera, 591 nucleotides. Its product is annotated as secreted RxLR effector protein 161-like. Bases 1 to 591 code for a protein of 196 amino acids. The transcript has a single exon. The record is from RefSeq and is a predicted model, not a curated record. Lineage: Eukaryota; Viridiplantae; Streptophyta; Magnoliopsida; Santalales; Ximeniaceae.
AUGAAGGAUUGUAAUCUUGUGAAUACACCAUCUGAGUUUGGUUUGAAACUAAACAAAGAUGAUGGAGGAAAGAAGGUUAACAGUACUCUUUACAAGCAGAAUGUGGGGAGUUUAAUGUAUUUGAUUGCAACAAGGCGUGAUAUAAUGCAUGUUGUAAGUGUCAUUAGUAGAUACAUGAAGUGUCCAACAGAGAUUCAUCUUUUGGUUGCAAAAAAAAUUCUUAGGUACUUGCAAGGUACUAAGGAGUUUGGGUUGUUCUUCAAAAAGGGAGAAAAGUCAUAUUUGUUUGGCUUUACAGAUAGUGAUUAUGCAGGAUAUUGUGAUGAUCAUAAAAGCACAUCUGAGUAUGUUUUCAUGUUGGGGACAAGAGUUAUUUCAUGGUCAUCAAAGAAACAACCAAUCGUGACAUUGUCAACCCCGGAAGCUGAAUUUGUUGCAACAACAACUUGUGUUUGUCAAGUUAUUUGGCUGAAGAAGAUUCUUGAAGAGCUACAGUUCAAACAAGAUCGGCCUACUCUCAUUUACUGUGACAACAGUUCAGCAAUAAAGCUCUCAAAGAAUCCUGUUUUACUGGUCGAAGCAAGCAUAUAG